CAUUCUCUCUUUGCCCCUCGCUGUUUGUCCUCCCUUCACAGCUUUGCUCCAGUAACUUCUUGACGAGUUUUUCCUAACGGGCUUAAAAACAACAGGAUUAGAAAGAAUUAAAAAAUCCCCUUCUCUCCACAGGCCAUCUGCCUGUCCACCUGAGCCAGGGGCUGGACUCUCAGCACAGUGACACACACACACACACACAUACAACUUUCUGCAGCACAGUGAACCACACCAGGGACAGGCUCUAUUGUCAAAUGCUUUCUCAUCAUUAUUGGUAUCCUUUGGCUUUGGAGAGUUUUGAACUAUGCAAACUCUUAAGCAACUAUGUCGUCACUUGAGAGGAAAGACAUGUCUUCUUGAUCCCUUUCCGAGUCCACGGAUUUAAACCCAAUCACGGAUUUAACAUGAGUAGCGCUUCCUGGAGAAGUGUUUUCUUUUGUGCUCUCUUUAGCCUCACAGUCAUAGUUUUGAGCAGACUCUCAGAUGCCACACUGGAAGGCUCCUCUAUGGGAUACCUGGGUAAGCCUUUUUCUCCAGAGCCGGCGGCGUUUCCUCAAAUCAUCCGGGUGUCCGAUGUGAAGGCAUCUCACGACGGCCAUGCCGUCACCUCUCGAAGGAAAAGGAAUAUCUUUUAUCAGAGCGGACUCAGACUAUGUGGACAAGAGACUGCUGAGGAGGUUGUUGCAAACCAUUUGGGCUAUUUUCACCUCAGAGUGUGCCAGGAAACCGUGUGGGAGGCUUUCAAGAUCUUCUGGGAUCGACUGCCUGAGCAAGACGAGUACCAAAGCUGGAUGAGUCAGUGCCAGGAAGGCACAGUCACUGUGCAGGAUAUUGGCAGCUACUUCAGCCAGUCAGAGGAGCAUCAGGCUCUGGUCAAAGAGAGAAUGUCGCAUUCAGUUUUUAAAAGUGAGCCCACCCGGUCCUGGAAGCAUAUGUGCAGCACACCAACACCAGCGAGUUCAGAAACAGUCGAAGCCCCAGAGUUAGAGGAAAUAGAUAAAGGAAAGGACAUCGCAGACGUCAUUUCACCAGAGGUGGAAGAGAAUCCACUGUUCAAUGAAAUCACCAUUCAGCCCACGGCUGCCCCCGUUCUGGAGCAGGUGGUGGAGCUGAGCAUCCUCCUGACCGGAGAGGUCUUCAGCGACGAGCUCAGAGAUCCAGCCAGCCUCAAGUUCCAGACGCUCAGCAGAGAUCUUGCGGAAAAGAUAGAAGAUGCUCUAGAGGGGCUUCCCGGCUUUAAGAGUGUGUCUGUAAUCGACUUCAGACCACAGAAGGACUCUCAGUGGGUGGAUGGCAUAGUGGUGGAUUACGCAGUCACAGUAGCGGUGGACGGAGCCGGGGUGAGCUCUGAACAGCUGAACUACCUGACCCUGCAGUCCAACCUGGUGGAGAACUCGUAUCGAGAGGUCAAGGAGCCCCCCACAGUGGUCUACACAAUCAGCGAGAUUAAAAACAUCUUCACCGAACCGCAUCACAUCAAUGAGCUGGAGAGUGUGUCUGAGAUUCCUGAGCCUGUCAGCGCUGCAGACGAAGCGACGGGCAUUGACCUAUCAGAAGUCUUGACCCUGGAUCAUCCCACUGGCGGUGGAUCAUCACCACCAGUAGAACUCAACACCCUGGGACCAGAAGAGGACAUCGUUAUUCUGGAGGAGAGUGAACUAGCGUCACCUGAGGCAGCACUCGCCACCAGUCCACCUGAAGCUGGUAGCAUUGAGGAGGAAGAUCUGUUGCCAGAGGAUGUUGUGCUAGCUCCUGCUCCAAAGACCAUCCCGCCUAUAGAGCUCCUACCAGAGCCUCCCUCCCARGAGACGCCAAAGAGCUCCACGUUGCCUGAGCCGCCAAUAGAAACAGAGGCUUCUGGGUCAGGCCGAGAAAACCUGGACAGUUUAAUUGAGCCAUCCAUUGAAGAAGAAGAAGACCAAAUAUCUCUUGUAGAGACUGAAGAUGUCAAAUCAGAACCUGAACAAGAAACAGUUGAUGAGGUUGAGAUUUUGGAAAAACCUGAAGUCUCUACAGUUUUAACUAAGACCACAAUAGAACAAGGCCAGCCAGCUCUUUUACCCCCAACAGAGACUGUGAAUAUCCCAACUGAGGUGUCGGAGCCUGAUGUAGCCAAAACCACGCUGCACUCUGAUGUUGAUGAACCUGUGGUUCAGGCACCAGAGGACUCUAGCAAGUUUGACAAAGACCCUGACCAGACUGUAGGGAUCAAUGUGAUUUUUACCUAUCCUGAGGAACCUGCAUUUGAUGAAAAAGGCUUUGACGAGACAAUUGAGAGUGAUGGAAGUGAAGUGAAAGAGGGAUCUUUGUCUGAAACCAAGGAUAUAGAGGAGGAGGCACCUCUGACCCCAGAGAUCUUAGCAGGAGAUCUUGUGGAGGAUGAGAUUUUGCUCGUGAACAGAGACAAUUCGAAGUUACCCGGGACAGACUUCCCACGCCAUCCACUGCCAACUGCCCUGUCUCCAGAGGAGGAAUCCCCUUUUACAGUCUUCUCAUCCAUUGUCCCAGAUUUUGAUGCCCUACCUGACAAAGCCAUCACUUCACUGACCACUCAGGAGGACCUGGAUGAUGCUGCCCCUGAAGAUCACGGAUAUGACCUGAUUCCUUAUGAUUACGGCUUGACAAACCAGACAGAGGAAGGCAGCACUGGAUCCCCAUUCAGUGUGGCCCAAGGCACAGACCAAGUCAGCAUUGCCAUGCCUAUAAACCCGAGGCGAGCUCUGAUAGUCUUCUUCAGCCUGAGAGUGACCAACAUGGUAUUUUCUGAAGAUCUCUUUAACAAGAGCUCCCCAGAGUACAAGGCUUUGGAGCAGCGCUUCCUAGAACUGCUUGUGCCCUAUCUUCAGUCCAACCUGAGCCACUUUGAGAAUCUAGAGAUCUUGAACUUCAGGAAUGGGAGCAUCGUGGUCAACAGUCGGAUGAAGUUUGGGAGGCCUGUGGCCCGGGGCGUCACCACCACCGUGUAUCUAAUCCUGGAGGACUUCUGUAACACUGCGUACCAGACCAUGAACCUAGCCAUUGAUAAAUACUCUCUGGAUGUGGAGUCAGGUGACCAAGCCGACCCCUGCAAGUUCCAGGCGUGCAACGAGUACGCAGAAUGUAAAGUGAACAAGUGGUCAGGGGAAGCGGAGUGCGUCUGUAACGCGGGCUACUUCAGUGUCGACGGCCUUCCGUGUCAAAGCAUCUGUGAGCUGCAGACAGACUUUUGCCUCAAUGACGGCAAGUGUGACAUCAUCCCUGGCCAGGGAGCCAUCUGCAGGUGUCGUGUUGGAGAGAACUGGUGGUACAGAGGUGAACACUGUGAGGAGUAUGUGUCCGAGCCUCUGGUGGUUGGCAUCGCCAUAGCCUCUGUUGCUGGUUUCCUGUUUGUGGCGUCCGGAGUGCUGUUCUUCCUGGCCAGGACACUUCGGGAUCAGUACGACAAGGAAGAGUCGGAGGAUCCCGUACGGCGGGUGGAAAGUCUUCCGUCAUUGGAAAGGGCAACCAAAUACAACCCCAUGUAUGAAAGUGAAGCCACUACAGGCUACAGCCACUACUACCGUCGUUAUCCCGAAGCGCCUAUGUACAGCAGUGCCAGCGCCGAGGCAUCCACCGAUUUUAGCAGCGAGGAGAUACGGCACAUCUAUGAAAACAGCGAGCUGACCAAAGAGGAAAUCCAAGACAGGAUACGCAUCAUUGAACUCUACGCUAAGGACCGGCAGUUUGCAGACUUUGUGCGGCAGCAUCAAGCAGUUCUGGAUACCCAGAGGGAAAGCUCCUCUAUGCACUCGUAGAACUGUAAUGAACAAGAAACUAAACACGCUUCCUGAUCAACAACGAAGCUUCCUGUCAAGACGUCUCUUCGAUCGCCAUGUUCCUCGUAGUACGGACUGUGUUUAGAUUAUUUUCAGCACUUUUGUAACAGAAACAGUAAGUCUGCAUCUGUCGCUCUUUGCGUGGGUGGGUGUUGACCAUUCAUUCAUAAACCUCUGUGCCUUCUGACUGGGUGAGUCUCCUGUGACGCUACGGCCUGUUUCUGCUCAUGUUUUUGCUGCUUAACUAUCAAACCUUUGGGGAAAACCGGGCCGCAUCCUGUUACUUGAACAGAAACGCAAAUACCAAACCGACGAGUAACUAUUGUUUUGUGGGAUAAGUGUUUAUUUGCAUUAUCUUCUAUCUGCCUUCUCUUAAAGGGGAAGAACAUAUAUUGUGAUAUGUUUGUAUAGCUAAACUGACAUUUGUCCGUCUGAGAUAUGUCAUUUUUUGAUCUUUGUCAUGCUCAGAUUUAUUUCUUAGCUCUGUCGAAGAGCCAUCAAAACCUAGGUAAUUUUUAGUUGUUGGUGCUAUUCUAAUUUUAAAAACUUCUUGAGAUGUGUAAUGUCAUCGUUGAGUCAUUUACAGUUUGAAGCCAGCACCAGUGGAUGGACUCUGUUGUAGAAUACAAGUACAAGUCAAUAUUUUGGGAAUGCAGAAAAGGCCAAAUUAUAGUUUGCCUCUGUGUUCACUGAUGUUUGAAGCAGUCAGCGUUAAAGAUAUGCCGAACAAAGAUCCUUCAAUGGAAUCAUUUAAAUCAAAGCACAUGCAUGUGCUUAAAUGGCCCAGUCAAAGCCCAGAAAGAGCUUUCAAUUUAGUGUCCAUGGAUGUUCUCCAUCUGUAAAUCUGCCAAAACUUCUGGGACAUUUUCCAAUUAAUUGACUCAGUGAUGCUAAUUACUUACUCACAACAAACUUUUCAGAUUUUUGUUUGUAAAAAUUUCUCUUAAGCAUUUAGUGUCUUCUCUAUACUUCACAGUUUUUCUCCACUUUGUGUUGGAUAUCCGUCUCUAAUUUCUCUCUGAAAUACCCUGAUGUUUGUAAUUGUAGUGUGAAAAAGUUCAAAAGGUAUGAAUAUCUUUGCAAAGCACUUUAGUCUUGACUGAUUGCCUCUUUCUUGGAAAAUAUAAAGCAGCAAAAAGCUGCAGUGUUCUGAAGUGUAAAAGUGACAGUCUACUGUCUCAGUUUUUCACCCCUCCAGUUGAUUUGUUUGCCUUUUUUCAUGGAUUUUUGUAGGUAAUAAUAAACUUUACCUGAGUGAAGUUGGUCCCACCUUCACCUUCUUCAAAUUAAACAAAAUUGGUACCAAACGUUUGUGCUGGUUUGUUCUCAUUUUAAAGCUGCUAAUAAAUGUUUCCAGAGGUCAAUGAAGGUCAGCCAGACAGUUUCAAAAUCAAAUGAAAUCUGGUGUCAAUCAACAGUGCUAAAUUUGUGCUGUAGAAUAAAAUGUUUCUUGUCGUCCUCCAAGAUCAACCUACCCUCCUCUCUACAUUAAAAAAAUCAAACAAAACUGGUAUAAAUUAGUUUUGUUAUGAUUGUGCUGGCUUGUGUUGUUAGCAUCUUCUUAGCRCAGUUGUUUGACACCAAACCUGCAUUUGAUCGCCUCUGGAAACAUUUAUUAGAAUCUUUAGCAGCACAAACCACAAUUUGUGCUGCACAAACCUUUGACACCAAUUUUGCUUGAUUUGAAGAAGGUGUGUGUGUGUGUGGGGGGGGGGCUUCACUCAGGUAUAAACAUUUGGUUCUCCAGACGCCUAACAAGGCAGAUAAAAUGUGUUUAGAUGGAACUCAUGAAGGCGUUCGGCCCCGGGAUUUAAAUCCGGCUUUCAGUUUCACAUUAAGACUAUCGAGAGUCCCGGAAAAGCAGAAAGCGGAGCAUGACGAACAACAGACGCUCUCAGUAAAGGCAUACAUAGAAUCUUCUGUACUGCUGUCUGUCUUUUCAAUCUGAAACUGUCUGGGUGACCAAUUCCAGUGUUUCCUAUGGCAUUCAUACACUUUCCUCUGGAUUUGUUAUCCUUGACCCCGCCCGUUCACGGUGUGGCCCUUCACAUCUGCACCUGGUUAUGUUCUGCUUGUCUACGCUGUCGGAAAGCACGAGCGUCUGCUGUCUCCGGAGGUCACAGCUCCACACAUAGAUCAAGCUUCAGAUUUUUGCUAGGAAUAAAUUGUUCUGUUAGUCAUUUACCCGAGUGAAAAAAAAUAAAUAACAUUUUCGGAGCAGACCCUUGUGUCACUCUCAUGCCUUUUGCAAUCUGUCUAUUCAAGUUUUAUUGUCUUGUUUUUGUGYGUGUAUCGAGUUAUUAUCACUGUCCUUCAGCAUCUGCCACCUGGUUAAAUGGCCAGAAAUCAAACACACAGUGUUCAUUCAUGUAAAUAACUCUGCAAAUGUCAUCAGUCACUGCAACAUAGGGUGUUAAUCUUGCAUGUCUCCUGUGUCUCUUUGUUUUAUAUUGAUGACUGUAAUCAGUGCUAUCAUCUUGUGCAGCUGUAACGGGUAAAAAAAAUAAAAUAAAUAAAUUAAACGCUUUAUAUAAACUGA
This is a messenger RNA of Poecilia reticulata (guppy), 6330 nucleotides long. RefSeq names its product interphotoreceptor matrix proteoglycan 2a (gene impg2a). Gene Ontology annotation, biological process: visual perception. Lineage: Eukaryota; Metazoa; Chordata; Actinopteri; Cyprinodontiformes; Poeciliidae. Gene Ontology annotation, molecular function: hyaluronic acid binding; heparin binding. The record is from RefSeq and is a predicted model, not a curated record.